CCUCCGGGGCCGUAGUUCCCUGACUGCUUUUCUCGAGAAGCCAGACCGCGGGCAGGCGAGCCGUCGGUGGUCGGGGGUCGGCCCUCACCUGCCUGCGGCUAGCUCUGUUGCUUCGGCUCUGGGCGCGCAGCCGGCGCCUGGCCUCAGUCCGGGGCUGCCAGCUGCCGUAGUCGCCCCGGGGAAGGACGCGGUGCCCGUGGAGUCCCGCUGCCCCCAGCGGCGGGGGCCAAGGCGGCCGGCGCAAUGAGCAGCAUCGAGAUCCCGGCGGGGCUCACGGAGCUGCUGCAGAGCUUCACGGUGGAGGUGCUGAGGCACCAGCCCGGGGACCUGCUGGAGUUCGCCCUGCAGCACUUCACCCGCCUUCAGCAGGAGAACCGGCAUAAGGGAGGCCCUGGCGCUGGGGACCUAGCUGGAGCCACUGGGGGCGGCACCCCCAGCCGGGGGGUCAACUUUGCGGAAGAGCCAGUGCAAACCGAGCCCGAGAACGGGGAGGAGGAGGACGAAGAGGAGGAAUCCGGGGACACAGGAGCAUUCAAUGCUCCUGUGAUAAACCGGUUUACUAGACGUGCAUCAGUAUGUGCAGAAGCUUACAAUCCAGAUGAAGAAGAAGAUGAUGCAGAAUCCAGGAUUAUACACCCGAAGACAGAUGAUCAAAGAAAUAGGUUGCAGGAGGCUUGCAAAGACAUCCUUCUUUUUAAGAACCUAGAUCCGGAGCAAAUGUCUCAAGUACUGGAUGCCAUGUUUGAAAAGCUGGUAAAAGAGGGAGAGCAUGUAAUUGAUCAAGGGGAUGAUGGUGACAACUUUUAUGUAAUUGACAGGGGCACCUAUGAUAUUUAUGUAAAGUGUGAUGGUGUUGGAAGGUGUGUUGGUAACUAUGAUAAUCGUGGAAGCUUUGGUGAAUUGGCCUUAAUGUACAAUACACCCAGAGCAGCUACAAUCACUGCUACCUCUCCUGGUGCUCUUUGGGGUUUGGACAGGGUAACCUUCCGGAGGAUAAUUGUAAAAAACAAUGCCAAAAAAAGAAAAAUGUAUGAAAGUUUUAUCGAGUCACUACCAUUUCUUAAAUCUCUAGAAGUCGCAGAACGUCUGAAAGUGGUUGAUGUGAUAGGCACCAAAGUAUACAAAGAUGGAGAACAGAUUAUCGCUCAGGGAGAUUCAGCUGAUUCUUUUUUCAUUAUAGAAUCUGGAGAAGUGAAAAUAUCUAUGAAAAGGAAGAAUAAACAGGAAGUCGAAGAGAAUGGUGCCAUUGAAAUUGCCCGAUAUUCCAGAGGGCAAUAUUUUGGAGAACUCGCCCUGGUAACAAACAAGCCCCGAGCAGCUUCAGCUCAUGCCAUUGGAACUGUCAAAUGUUUAGCCAUGGACGUACAAGCAUUUGAAAGGCUUUUGGGACCCUGCAUGGAAAUUAUGAAAAGGAACAUUGCAAACUAUGAAGAACAGUUAGUUGCUUUAUUUGGAACAAAUAUGGACAUUGUUGAUUCCACAGCAUGAAGGACAAAUAUCAUUUGACAGGAGCUAAUAUCACAGAACAGCACAGUAGUGAUUGUCCACUGAAAACGUGUCUAUAUUUGUUGUAGAUGUCGAGCAUUUCCUAUGAUUUCAAAUUUUAUUUUGCUUUUUUUACAUAACACUAUAAUGUAUGAGUAAACAAAAUAGUGAUUUCAUAGAUAAUAGAUUUUAUCUACAAUUCGGAAAGAAUGGAUUUUAAGAAAUCAUUAUGUUGGUUAAAUUAGUUUCUACUCUACAAAAUUAUUAAGAUUUGCUGAAAAGUUUGUUAUAAUGAUUGUGGCAUCUUAGAAAUAUUAGUGCAUACAAAGUUAGUAAAAUAUUCAUAGUUCUGGGGAUAUAAAAAUGGGUUCAUUCUGGUGGAUUCAAAUUAUUAUGGCUAAGUCAAAAAGAAACUCGGAAGCUGAAAUAGUUGUAAAGCAUGACAUUACAUUCUUUCUAAAAAGUC
Molecule: messenger RNA, 1951 nt
Organism: Sarcophilus harrisii (Tasmanian devil)
Lineage: Eukaryota; Metazoa; Chordata; Mammalia; Dasyuromorphia; Dasyuridae
Gene: PRKAR2B
Product: protein kinase cAMP-dependent type II regulatory subunit beta
Exons: 11
Coding region: 244-1488 (414 amino acids)
Biological process (GO): regulation of protein phosphorylation
Cellular component (GO): cAMP-dependent protein kinase complex
Molecular function (GO): cAMP-dependent protein kinase regulator activity
Source: RefSeq, a predicted model, not a curated record